AUGUUUUACUAUCCAGCUGUCCUGAGGCGUCACACAGGAUGCUUUUCUACUGUUUGGCUGGUGGCCACAAAGGGCAUAAGAGUCACACGUCGGGAUUUCCUCAAAGUCAAUGUUACCAAGACGUGUGAUGACAUCAUUGACUACAUGCUGGAGCGCGUGGAGCCCCCUAGAGCCGACCUGCCGCGACCGCGUUUCUCUCUGUACCUGUCGUCCCAGCUGCAGUACGGGGUCAUCCUGGUGUACCAUCGUCAGUGUGCCAUUCUCCUGGAGGAGAUCCAGUAUGUAGUGGACUGGCUACUGAAGCAGAAAACAGGUCAGAAGAGCGAUAUGGACGACCACGGCAGACCAGCACCGCUCCUCAAGGAUGUGCUGUCCUUGAUGGAGGAGACAGAAGACGCCCCUGACCCCCUGUUUGGGCGGAUGUACAUGCAAGAGGAGCUGCCCAGUCCGACGGCGCUGCUGCAGGGUCACCUUAGGGACAAAUCACCUGAGGCCACUCGUCCCUCACCUGUGGAAGAGGCGCUUCACACCGGGCUCACAGCGUCUCCAGACACCAUCACGCUGAGGGAGCCCGAGCCUCUCUCCGUGCCCUUCGCAGAGUUUGGAGGGAUGGAGUUAGCAGACGUUCCGACCACUAUCGACUUCCUGCUCGCCGAAACAGAUGAAUUUGUAGAAGGAGAGUUACCAAGAGGAGCUGAGCUAGAGAGAGAGCAAGAGAGAGGAGUGACCGAACAAGAGCGGACCGGAGAGCAGACAGAAUCCACUGCAGAAUUACAGCCGACCACCACCACCCUGUCAAGCGAGGACCAGGCUCCGUUGCCCCAGGAUAAACCACACCUGCCCCCGGAGCCUCUAGCGCCCCCUGUGGACCAGCUCACACCAGUGUCUGCCCCAGUCAUGCCCUCCCCUCCAUCUGCUGCAGAUCGAGAAGACAGACAGAGGGCAGAGAUAGAGUUACACUCCAGUCCAGAGGAGGUGCUGCGGCGCAGGAGGAGAAGGGGUAGACAGUUGAUCUUCAUCGAUGCUGAGACUCAGCUCUCUCAGGAGGAGCUACAGCAGCAGAUCAGUGACCCCCGCACACAAACUGCCCCCGCCUCCCUCCUGCCCCGCUGCCUCCCUGCUCUCGGGCCCUCCGCUGGGGACCUACUCAACGCCGCCUCCACCUCGCUCGUGUCCGAGGAGCUGCAGUUACUAUGGAGACGGGCUGCGGUCAUCACGCCUGUCCCGGGAUUAGACCUCCGGAUCAGGGAGAGGGGUCUCGACUCCACCACUGACUCCGAGGAGAGCGAGGGGAGAAGAGGAGAGGAAGAGGAAGAGGGGGGGGAGAUGAUGGAGGUGCAGAGGCGAGAGGCGAGCUCCAAAGAGAUCCCCAGAGACGAGGCAGAGGCGGAGCAGCUCGAUAUUUCUGCUGUGACGUUUCUGCACUUGGAGGGUUCGGAUCAAAUGGAGGGCUCCAGGGAGAUCUCGCCUGUGUUCACCCCAGACAAAGAGGGAUUGGCCACGUCCAAGUCCGUGUCCGUCCUACAGGACAUCCCAGAGGAGACAGCUGAGGCGGUGGGGGGGCUCCUGGAGCACUCCCCUGGGUUCUUACUGGACUUAGUGGAGCGUGAAGAGGUUCCCACGUCGUUCCAGUCCCUCCUGCCACACGGAGCCAGCCGCAGAACUGUCAGCCAUCAUUUUGUAAUGCUUUUGGAGGAUUUAUCCACGAGGAAACUGCGCGCGGAGCAGACAGAGCCAUACGGUGACAUCCUGCUCUCACGAUCGCUCUAG
Messenger RNA from Periophthalmus magnuspinnatus, 1770 nucleotides. RefSeq names its product meiotic recombination protein REC8 homolog. The transcript has 17 exons. Gene Ontology annotation, molecular function: protein binding; chromatin binding. Gene Ontology annotation, biological process: mitotic sister chromatid cohesion; synaptonemal complex assembly; replication-born double-strand break repair via sister chromatid exchange. Gene Ontology annotation, cellular component: synaptonemal complex; cohesin complex. The record is from RefSeq and is a predicted model, not a curated record. Lineage: Eukaryota; Metazoa; Chordata; Actinopteri; Gobiiformes; Gobiidae. The coding region runs from base 1 to 1770 and encodes 589 amino acids.